CUUUGAAGUGCUAGGCACAUCUGUUUCAUUGAAGGGAUUGAGAAUUAAUCCUGGAAUAUACUCUCAGAAGACUGAAUAAUAUUGAAUGUAUUUUUAACAAUAUAAUUAUAAGUUUAGCGAUAGUGAUUACCUAUGUAACUCCGAUGUCCGAUGUUGGAAAAUUGAAGUAUUUUGCUUGCGCGAUUUCGCUGGACAUUGUUUAAAUAUUUAACUUCAAGAGAUGAAAUAUUGUUAUAUCCAGCGAAGAACAAAGACGACACAGAUUGGUAAAUGUUUGGGGCGGUUUAUUAAUUACAAGAAGUAUCACGAGGUGUCAUGUAAGAGCUCCGAAGAGAGACACUCAAUGCGGUAUUAUGAAAACAACCUUGCCAGGUUAUGGUUUUCGGAACUCCGAAGAGAGACACCAAGACUAAGGUUAUCCAAAAGACAGUCGUUCUUGUGACGAAGUUCAGAUCAUAGACAAAUGAAUGAGUAUUCGAAGGGGGACACGUAACAAUAUUAUCAAACACAACAAUGGUUGUCGGAAAAAAGUACCGAAGGUGCCGUAAAAAUUGUCUUGAAAUCAGGACAAUACAUCCUGAUCGCUAAAAAAUUUUUACAGAACUUCUCGUUAUCUUCACCACAACACAAGAUCGCCCCAAGAUUACGUAUAAAUUUCGUAAUUUGUCGAGUAUUUUUCGAUCCAAGUGGACAUCCUGCAGUUUACUGUCCAGUAUCUUAAACCAAAUGAAACUUACUCUCGUGAGUUUUGCGCUACAAUCGAUAAUACGUGAUGAAUGAUAGAUGCGCAACUACUACGAUUACAUUUUUUUAUAUCUUCAAUAUUAAAUAAAAUGUUACAUGAAAGAAAGGGAUGAAUAUUUAAUGCGAUGGGCAUUGUCUCGGGUAUAAGCAGACACGCACGCGAUUCGGUGGAGGUUUAUACCUUCGAUAUUAAAUAAAAUGUUACAUGAAAAAUAUGGAUGAAUGUUUAAUGCGAUGGACAUUGUCUCGGGUAUAAGCAGAAACACGCACGCAAUUCGGUGGAGGUUGACGAUCGAGUUGUUCUUGGCGACCGAACGACAAUAGAACUGAUCCGUCCAUGGAAUGCGAAGUAAAAAUUCAUGAGUUGGAAUGGAAUCGAGAUAUGCAUUACGCUCUUGGUUUUUCGAAACUGUGGUGCCGAACCAUAGGUGUCUGGCCAUGGCAACGAAACGAACCGGCGUCUAUCGUACGAUUUGGAGUAUUUUUUGGAAUUGAGGCGGCUGCUGUUAUAUCGCUAGUAGAAGAGCUAUUCGUGUAUGGAAACUGUGGAUCACUCGCAGACUUGAUAGAAGGCUUAUCUGCACUCUUUAUAUUCAUGAUAACCGCGUUGAAAGUCCUUCUCCCUUGGCUACAACAAGGACAAAUGCGGUCUAUUAUUCAGUCGGCAAUGGAAGAUUGGGCCAAUGUCUGCGAACCAAGAGCUCGACAGAUUAUGGAUCAAUAUGCGCUUUUGGGGCGUUUAAUCUACAUUAUUCAAAUAAGUGCAACAUUCGUUGGUUGCAUAGAUCUGAUAAUUCUUCGGCCUCCUACAUUGAGUACUGAUAGAGCUUCGAAUAUUAGUUCGGCGCGAACGCUCAUUUUUGGACCUUCAUGCUGGGCUCCCAACAGCAUGCCCAGGAGUCUAUAUCUGUUCCACUAUCAUUUGAUUAGUAUGUGCUUGUGCAGCACCAUUAUCAUAUAUCCGGGGUGGAAUUCAUUCAUGGCCAGUGCUGCUUUGCAUCUUUGCGGUCAAUUUGAAGUGCUCAACGCAAGCCUUGAAGAGCGCCCUGACGACCAGAACGAUGUCGACCAAAAACGUAGGAUCAAAAAAUUUUCAAUACGGCAUGAUAAGUUAUUAACACUUGGUAAUCAACUCAACGAGACUGUUGAUUUAAUUGCUAUCUCGGAGGUCCUUAGCAACGGCUUCCUCAUUUGCCUUUCAGGAAUUGCUCUUCUUUCUGACAUUACAAAGGGAAAAUUUGAUAAUGUUGAUAUCAACUUUGCAUUAAGAAUAUCUGUUUGGUAUUGUGAGAUAUUCAUAUACAGUUAUAUCGGCGAAAAACUUGCUAGUGAAGGCGAAAAAUUGCAAAGCACGAUUUAUAAUUAUCCCUGGUAUGAUUUGUCAGUCAGCAGUAUCAAGGAUAUUCAAUAUAUUAUGAUGCGAAAUAAUUCCUUCUGUUAUUUGACUGCCGGCGGAAUUAUCGUAAUGAAUAAUGAGACUUUCAAGGAAAUUACUAGGCUCAUGUUCUCAUACUUUUCUGCUCUCAAAUUAGUGUUAGAUUGACUGUAAAACAUCAGAAUCCUCUUAACAAAUACAGAAUUCGAUUAAGUUACAACAUUUAAGUCUAAGAAUUACAAUAAAAUUGGUUUUAGCAAAAAAUAACAAAUCGCAAUUUUUUUCAAUUUCCAAUUUUCUCCAAAUCUAUUGGAGAUUGAAUCUUGAAAUUUUAAAAUUAUUUUUUUUUAUUCAUUUCAGGUACAUUCGAGGGGGACAUUCCCUAAAAAUCGUUUCACAUUCAGUGAAAUAUCGCAUCAUUUCCGGGUAAAUUGAAUAAUCGAAAAAAUCAUCGGUUGUAAUAUUUCCUAUUGGAAGCUGAUCAGACCCUUAACGCAAACUGUAAUAGUUAAAUAUCUUCUGCGAAUCGGUUUGAUCGACUGCUUAUUUUGUUUAUUUUAUCGCAUCUAACAAAUAUGUUCGUUCCAGAUAAAUUUUAUGUCAAUUUAACUAUAUAGGGUUUUUGUUUGUCCCAGCCAAAAAAACAAACACAGGUCAAAAUUAUGAAGCUGUUUCGUUAACCUCUCUUUAUUAUUUCGAAAUGUCGUGGCUCUUACAAUAAAUUUACAACUUAAAAACAUUUUUUAAAUUCUAAAUUAAUAAAUUAUGUGACUAAUAUUCUUAUUCAAAAUCUACAAGUGCUAAAAUGACUGCCAAAGUUACCCCGGCGAAGCCGAAAGCCAAGGACAAGAUCGAAAAACCUAAAGAGAAG
Diachasmimorpha longicaudata is the source of this 2990-nucleotide messenger RNA. Its product is annotated as odorant receptor 47a-like. Gene Ontology annotation, biological process: detection of chemical stimulus involved in sensory perception of smell; sensory perception of smell. Lineage: Eukaryota; Metazoa; Arthropoda; Insecta; Hymenoptera; Braconidae. The record is from RefSeq and is a predicted model, not a curated record. The transcript is spliced from 3 exons. Gene Ontology annotation, molecular function: odorant binding; olfactory receptor activity. The coding region runs from base 1082 to 2287 and encodes 401 amino acids. Gene Ontology annotation, cellular component: plasma membrane.